Copidosoma floridanum is the source of this 2851-nucleotide messenger RNA. RefSeq names its product neprilysin-2-like. The record is from RefSeq and is a predicted model, not a curated record. Gene Ontology annotation, molecular function: metalloendopeptidase activity. Gene Ontology annotation, biological process: protein processing. NCBI's taxonomy places the organism in Eukaryota, Metazoa, Arthropoda, Insecta, Hymenoptera, Encyrtidae. Gene Ontology annotation, cellular component: plasma membrane.
UUGUUGUUAAUUAUUUUUCUGCCUCGUAACGUUGGAUCGAGGACCGAAGACCCUCGCAGCAGUCGGUUACAUGCCGUUGUCGCUGAUGUGCUUACAGUUUUUAAAGCACCACUGCCUCCACACAAGGUUUCCAAUGCGAUUGCCCUGAAUCGAAACGAUUUUUUUUCCACAGAUUUGUAAUCGAGCACACGACAUGGAAUCCAGAAAAAAAUGGGGCGCCGGAACGUUGUUACUCCUAACUGGUGUAGCAAUAAACAUCCAAAUCCGUACCGCGGCAGCAGCUUCGCUUUACAGCCCACGGCGCACCCCAUCCAAAUUUGCCGAAUCGUGUGAAAAAGUUUGUAUCACCGAAAAUUGUUUCGUCAAAGCUCAGCAUUUCCUGGACAUCAUGAACACGGAAGUGGAUCCUUGCGACGAUUUUUAUCAGUUUGUCUGCGGAGGCUUCAUACGGCAAAAAAACAUCAUAGACGAGGCCGUGGUCGUCAAUCCGUUUUCCCUGGCGCAGAUGACGCUGUCUAAUGAAAUUUACACGGAUAUCGCGGCGCCGAUCAGAUACACCGACCUCGAGGCGUUCAAGAAAACCAAGAAUUAUUACAGAAGCUGCAUGGAUCGAUUUAGGGUCGAGAAGGAGGGUGUGAGGCCGGUCAUGGAAAUAUUGGACAAAAUCGGCGGUUGGCCCGUACUGAUGGGAGACCAGUGGAACGAGAGUAGUUACGACUGGAGGGACACGGUGUACAGAAUAAGAGAGGAGGAGUUUUUCAUUUUUUUCCCCAUCGUUGCGACCAUCGAGAUCGACUUCAAAAAUUCAUCCAAGUACAUGAUAAAGGUACAAAACGCCGUCACUACCAUCAGUCCGAUGUUUAUGCUGGACGAUCCGGACAAGAAGCUUUUGAAGGCGUACUUUGACUACAUGAUGAACGUCACGGUGUCGCUUGGGGCGGAUAACGAGACGGCCCACCGGGACAUGAAAGCCGUACUCGACUUCGAAAUCGAGCUCUUUAACAUAAAAACACCGGCCGAGGAGAUGGUGAACGUAACGGAGGUGGACAACCAAAUGUCGAUCCGAGACCUGUCCCGCAAGUACCCGAGCAUCCCUUGGCUGAACCUCCUGAACAAAAUGUUCAACCCGAGCGGCGUGUUCGUCAACGACACGGAAACGAUAUUCGUCGCCGAUCUUGACUACAUCCCCAAACUGGAGUACCUACUUAAAGCCACCCCGAAAAGGGUAGUGGCGAAUUACUUGGCCUUCUACCUGACCCACGUCACGCUCAUGUACAUGCCCGAGAGGCUCCGGCAGGCCGUCUUGGACUUCAACAACGUCGUCGAAGGUACCAAACAGUCGAUGAAUCGCGAGUCCUGGUGCUUGAACGAGAUCAUGGAGGCCUUCCCCAUAAGCGUAAGCGCCAUGUACGUCAGAAAGUACUUCAACAAAGACAUGAAGGACAGCGUCCUCGAGCUCGUGAAAAAUAUCAAGGAUCAGAGUAAAAAGAGACUGAAAGAGGUCGACUGGAUGGACGACGAGACGCGGAAAGCGGCGCUGGAAAAGCUGGAAUCCAUGGGUAUAUCGGUAGGUUUCGCCGACGAGUUGAUGGACGAUCGAAAAGUCGACGAUUAUUACAAGGAGCUGGUGAUAACGCGGGGUAAUUAUCUGAAGGCCGCGUUCAACGUCAGUUCGUUCCUGGUCAAGCAAAAUUACAAGGUUCUGCGAAAACCCGUGGACAAGAACCUCUGGACCCUCAGCCACAACGCGGCGGUCAUCAACGCUUAUUACAUACCCCAGAAAAACAUCAUAGAAAUACCGGCCGGCUUCCUGCACUCGUUUUUCAAGCCCGACAUGCCGAACUACUUGAAUUACGGCUCGAUCGGUAGUAUAAUCGGCCACGAGAUAACCCACGGUUUCGACAAUCAGGGCCGAAAACACGACAAACGCGGAAACCAAAACAAUUGGUGGCAAACCAGCACGGAGGAGCACUUUUACCGCAAGGCGCGUUGCAUCAUCGACCAGUACAACAAUUUCACCGUCAAAGAAGUCGGGCUCAAUGUGAACGGGGCCAGGACGCAGGGUGAGAACAUAGCCGACAACGCUGGUUUCAAAAUGGCCUACUACGCGUACAACGAGUGGAGCAAAAACGUGACGGAGCCGUGUCUGCCGUACCUGUACUACUCGCAGAAGCAAUUGUUCUGGAUGAGCGCGGCGAGCAAUUGGUGCACCAAGGAACGACCCGCUUACUUGCGGGACAUCCUGUCGACGGAUCCUCACAGUCCCGAGUCAGCGAGGGUCACCCUGUCGUUUUCCAACAUCAAAGAGUUCUCCGACGACUUUGGCUGCAGGCUGGGGUCGAGGAUGAAUCCGGAGAACAAGUGCGUCAUUUGGUGAUAUUGCGGGGGAGGGGGGGGGAGCCGAUUCCUUCGACUAUAUAAUAUGCGUUCUGUGAGUUUGCAUGGACGUUGUCUUGGUGUUUUUUAGAUUUUUUGGGUGGAAUGUCUUUUUUUCUCUUCAUCCGGACGAUGCGAACCAAUAGCGGUUUCUUUCGUCAUACCGCAUAUCGGAUUGUGCGAAGAGAAAAAGCAACAACAAAAAAAACUCGUUUUGAUAGAGGAGUUUUCAAUGAAUGUACAAAGCUUUCAAACAUAUAAAUAUGUAUCAACAUGUGUUGAAAAAACAAGUGCCGUUGCGUUGAGAUCGAAUAAUAAGAGAUGGGUCCUACCAUGGACCCCAUUUAGUGUAAAAUUUGUUUUAUCCAUGAUUUAUAAAAUAAGGUUACUUUAUUUUGUAAGAUAAAUUUUGUAAUUGACGAGUGAUUUUUAUGUCUUAUCAAUAAAGUAAUGAAAAAUUUUCUAAUAAAAUUCA